Messenger RNA from Frankliniella occidentalis (western flower thrips), 2580 nucleotides. RefSeq lists its product as uncharacterized. Lineage: Eukaryota; Metazoa; Arthropoda; Insecta; Thysanoptera; Thripidae. The annotation marks the transcript as partial. The transcript has 3 exons. The record is from RefSeq and is a predicted model, not a curated record.
UCAAGACGUCAAGACACCUGUGUUCUGUGCUUAUCAGUGACAACCCGCUUGUUCUUGCUCCCGUUUGCAGACUCGUCCCAGGUGGCGCGCACAGCCGGCGCCUCCGACGAGGACUCGGGCGAGGAGGUGACCCUUGGCGCCGUGGUGCAGGAGGUCACGUCCUUCCUGUCGUCGGGGCUGCGCGCCGUGCUCAACCUGGGCAGGGCGUACCGCGCCACGGUGGCCGUCGGCGCGCGGAGGAAGUCGUCGGACCUGGAGCAGCGCGACGGCGGCCAGCACGUCGCCCUAAAGAGCCCCCUGGACUGCCUCUGGACGCUCUACUGCCGGAGCCUGGACAAGACGGCAAAGCUCACGGGGCCGUACGGCUUCCUCGCCAAGCUCAACGGGCUAGGACUGCGCCUGCUGCUCGGCACCGUGCCCGUGGACCAGGCCCUGGACCUCCUCGUCAGGGAGGCCACCCUCGGCUGGAGCGGCAUGAACUGCGGCAAGCUCUUCCCCAGGUGCAGCGCCGAGGACGCUGUCCCGGUGGUCCUGGACACAGCCAUGGGGAGGACGCCCCUGGUCUGACGGGCAGGUGCACCAGGACGCCGCCACCGCGCCGCCGGUGGAGUGGAUAUCGGAGAGGACCGGGGAGAGGACGGCACCCGCUUCUGAGCCAUCGCCGUCGUCGUCGUCGUCGUCGUCGUCUUCCGGAGAGGCCAGACAGGCCGCGUUCGGACAAACCUUCCUCAGCUUUCGAACGCCGCCUGCUCGCGACGCCUCCGCCGGCCCCGCGCCACGCGCCACGCCGGCUGCCUCGCACGCUCUGCCUGGAGGCCAGCGGGAGCGAGCGCGCGACCCACAACGCGACACUAAACCGUCACCACUAGACAGGAUACCACCCAGGAACGGAAUAUCACAUGAUCCUCGAGUACUGUUAAGUCUGGAGAAAUUUAAAAAGCCGGGAUGAGAAACUUUCAUGUCACACCACUCUCUCCGUAUUUGAGCGGCUGCACCCAGAAAAAUGAUUCGCAAUUGUGGCAACCAUCUUAUGGUUGGCUCAAGGCAGGGAGCACCAUAAAAUAUGAUUACGACAACAAUGAAAACGUGCUGAAAACCAUAAUUUUGGCUCUCGCGACUACGAUAAAGUUGCAUCAACCACAAUUUACGGUGUUUGCCGAAUUAGCCAUAGGAUGGUCGCUAUAGCUCAUCAUUUUUCUGGGUGUAACCUCUCACGUUUCUAGACAACAUUAAAAAAAUCGGACGGAUCACAGAGGCAAUUUCUCAUAACGGACGUGAAAAUGUCCAGCCUAUAGGAAGGAUACUUGUUCGACACAAAACUAAACUAUUUCAUCGUCCCUUUUCACGUGCGGUAAGCUGUGAACGUGGCCGCGAGCGCGUGGAGGUGUCCUCUGACCAGGGCCGAGCAGAGAUCUCAUAAGCCAGAAGACUCGCCCCUCGCACUGAUUGGGCCAACAGUCGGUCCCUCGACCUGCUCCUCGCCACACCCCGCCGCCGCCCGCCUUUGACAUGUGAGGACCUUCUCCGCGGUGCUGCGGGGGGCUCCGUCCGCCCGCCCCGGGGGAGCCAACUAUACGUGCACUCCAUGUCGUGGUGAUCCAGUUCUCAGGCGCAGGAGGCGAGCCGGUCUGCACAAAGCGAUGUGUCCGGCCCGGCCCGGCCCCGCGUGGACACCGUAUGAAUCAGGGGCAUUACAGCCACAAUUUGCAGCACGACUGUCACGUGCUCUCGUGCCCUCGUGCCCCACGACUACACUGCUAAACUACGUGUCGUCGACAUCCCCCGCACGAGCGCGCGGCGACGCAGCCGGAUAGGAAGCAACCAUAGAACGAUAUGCGGGUAUGGGCGGUCGCCUCCCUGCAUCCUCCAAAGUCAUCUUCAGGUUCUCCUUACGGCACGCUCCUGGACUGCCGCCAUAUAAGAGGCAGUACCGCAUGUACCGCACAAAUCUCACAAAGGUGAUGUCCAAAAAAAAAGCUCACAUGAUGUGAAGUAUGUCUCUCGCCACGAGCGCGCAUGCGAGUCCAGACGACCCUCGUCGACGACAAGACACUUUCCCACCCGGCAGAGAGGAGAGGGACCUUGACGCUUUAGCCGAAUCGCCUCCCCGCUUUGCGGCUGUAUCUCAAAGCUGCCUGGCAGUGGGAAGAGUGUCGCGCCUCUUUCCCAAACAACGACGCGACGCGCUCCCAUUGUGGCUGUGAGGGGCGCAGCGCGAGACAAACGGCUCAGUAGUGUAUCGCACCGCAGCACCUACCACGAGGUGCUCCACCAGGGCAGGGGCACAGUCAGGGAAGGGGUCACUACUACUUAGAUUUAAUUAUUAUUUACCAACGUAGCUAAUGAUAUGUGUGUACUUCUAAAUGAAUAGAGCCCCCGACUGCAUCAGUAUUGUUUAGUAAUUUAUUUAUUGUUUGUUAAUCGAUAAGAAACCGUAGCUUGAGCAUCGUUUGUGAAAUGUCGUAUUUAUUUAUUUAUUGUCGUUUGUAUUAGUUGUUAAUCUUAGGAGUAAUGUAGGACUAGGACUGUACUGUACUUGUGUGAUAUAUUACGAAAUAAAUCAUGUGGAAUUAAAACGCG